This is a messenger RNA of Armigeres subalbatus, 1105 nucleotides long. RefSeq names its product adrenodoxin-like protein 2, mitochondrial. Gene Ontology annotation, molecular function: 2 iron, 2 sulfur cluster binding. NCBI's taxonomy places the organism in Eukaryota, Metazoa, Arthropoda, Insecta, Diptera, Culicidae. The coding region runs from base 254 to 784 and encodes 176 amino acids. The transcript is spliced from 2 exons. The record is from RefSeq and is a predicted model, not a curated record. Gene Ontology annotation, biological process: P450-containing electron transport chain.
GAUCUUCGUUCGGCUCGCACGGUUUGGGGGUCUGGGCCACUGAGUCUAUCGUACAAACUGAAACCUGAGCAUAGUCAGUUGUGUAUUUUAUUUAAAAGCGUGUGCGAAAAAAAGAACUUGGCUGAGCUAAAGUCGAGUCGUCUAGAACCCGGAAGCGAUGCUCUGUUAGUUGUGCUUGUUGGUAGAUUCCUGUAGCAAAGUGUUCCUAAGCAAAAUAUCGUUCCAAGUGAAAGUAAACUUCCUCGUCGAGAAAAUGUUCAAGUUGAUUACAUCACGUACCACUCAGCAAAUAAUUAGGAAGAGUCUGGCCAAAACCUGUUUGAUGGAUGCUGUUGGAGCUAGCAGCAACCGUGCCAUCAGCAAUAUAAUCACGUUCCAACAAAUGCGUCUGAUCCAGAGCGUCUCCAGAAGUUUGUCCACAUCCCAGCCGAAGCUGCAAAACGAAGAGGUUGAGGUCACAUUUGUGCGAGCCAGUGGAGACCGGAUAAAAGCCAAGGGCAAGGUCGGCGAUUCGCUGCUCGAUGUGAUCGUCAACAAUCAGAUCGACCUGGAGGGCUUCGGGGCGUGCGAGGGCACGUUGACCUGUUCCACUUGCCAUCUGAUCUUCUCGCAGGCCGAUUACGAUGCACUGCCGGAGAAACCGGGCGAUGAGGAGCUGGACAUGCUGGACCUGGCCUACGAGCUGACCGAUACUUCCCGGCUCGGGUGUCAGAUCGUGCUGUCGAAGGAAAUGCAGGGAUUGGAAGUGCGGGUGCCUGCCACUAUCAACGACGCAAGAAGUUAACACACCGUCGAGCGGAACGACGCACUAAAUGUUACCGGAUGCAUAUACGUUUCUUUUGUUAUGGCAAUAGUUCCGUUUACUUGAUAGAUGUUUUUCCUUUUUUAUGUUAAAAUAAAAGUACACCAUUCAAUGGAUAGCGAAGCGCAAUUUAAUGUUAUAGGAAUCGAUUCAAACGAAAUGCAAGAUCAUCUUGGUUGGAUAGACAAGAUAUAAUCUGGCAAGCAAACAGUCCAAGUAAACACAGUGCGGAAGCAAAUAAUUUUAAUUGUUUAUGAAACAGAAAUGUGUUUUAAAUAAAUGGGUAAAUGUUAUAAUUGCAUU